UCACCCUGGUGCAUCGUGUGCUUCGAUCGAAAUCUGACCGACCGGAGUAAAGCCCACAAGUUGUUUGGAAAUUGGACGGGAUUUCCAUCGAUCGGGUGAAUUCGCAACGGCUAGGUCAUCCUCCGUGACCUCCCGAGGGCUUGGGAACAGAUCCCGAGGACGAUCAAUCGUCGUUCACCAUGACGGACGCCGGCUAUUUCCGAGGAACUUCGGCCGAUCAAGACAAUCGUUUUGCUGACAAGGAGAAGAAGCUCAUGAAGCAGAUGAAGUUCGAGGAGGUGGUGCUGAACACCAAGAUGGAUUGGUCCAAGAUCAAACUGGACGUUUUGAAGCCGUGGAUCUCGGAUCGGGUGGCCGAGUUACUCGGCAUUGAGGACGAUGUUGUGGUCGAGUUUAUUUUCAACCAAUUGGAAGCCAAAGAUGUCGACCCGAGGAAGAUGCAAAUUAACCUGACGGGGUUCCUCAAUGGCAAGAAUGCGCGAAUUUUCAUGGGCGAACUCUGGACCCUGUUGGAUUCGGCUCAAAAGAGCGAUUCCGGCAUUCCUCAGCAGAUCCUCGAUCAGAAGAAAGAGGAGUUGAAGAAACGAGGCACCGAUAAUGAAAGGCUUCAAGAGAAUCUGAGGCGAUUAGCUGAAGGUGGUACCAAUGAGGAUCGCGAUAGCAGUCGACGAAGACGAUCCAAGAGUCGAGAUCGCGAAUCCCGUCGUCGACGAAGUCGGUCUCGAUCACGCGACCGAGAUCGAUCACGCCGAUCACGCUCUCGGGACCGUGGAUCGCGUCGGCGACGAUCCCCCGAGCCCGCCAAAAUCAAACCUGAAGAGACGGCCGAGGUCAAAAAGGAGGGGACGCCGGCGGUUGCCGCCUCUGCGGGAAGUUCAACCGGAGACGGAGUGGUACUACCCGACUCCACCAUUGAUGUCAAACCUCCAGGCGAAGAGGGAGAAGAUAGCAAGUCAGUGCGUACGGGUGAUCUUGAGGAGAGUCGUAAAGUAGAGGAUCAAACUGAGAAGCGAUCAUCCCGAGAUCGAGAGCGAAGCGAAAGCCACGAAAGUGCCGGCAUCACCAAGAAGACUGAUUCGGUGCAAGCCAAACGCUCAUACCGUGGACGCCACGGCGGCAGCUCCGAUGACGAUUCGGAUCGGGGACGAAAUCGUAGAUCUGACAGUCGGUCCAAACGUCGCCGCAGCCGGUCCAGGGAUCGGUCCAAGCGAUCACGUUCCAAGGAUCGUAAACGGUCUAGAUCCCGGGAUCGACGUCCAAGAUCGAGAUCGAGAGAACGUGAACGCAGAGAUCGUGAAAAACGCGACCGUGAAAGGGAACGACGGGAACGAGAACGUAAAGAUCGAGAACGGCGAGAUCAAGAACGGGAGAAACGACGACGAGAAGAAGAUCGUCAACGAGAGAGAGAGCGUGAAAGACAAAAGGAAAGGGACCGCAUCCGGGAACGUGAGCGACGUGAACGCGAGCUUGCCAAAGAGCGUGAAGAAAAACUCCGUAGGGAGUUGCAAGAAAAAGAAAGACAACGUAAAUCUAAACGUGAAUCCACCGAUGAAUCGGAAAGUGAAACCUCGUCCUCCUCAUCAGAGUCUGAGGAGGACUCCCCCAAGAGGUCAUCCCAUAAGCGACAGGAUUCUUCGUUCCAAAAGAAACGGAAGCCCGAUCCCUCUGAGGUUAGAAGUCGCGAAUCGUCUCCUGACGUUCAUCGCAGAGACAAAAGAAAAUCCGACGAAGUGUCCGAUCGACGUCAAAAAAGUAAACCCACCACCACCCGAUCACGGCAUUCUUCUGAAAGCGAUCGAGAUCGAGCCAAGAGCCGUAGUGACCGAAGCAAGGCUCCAUCCUCACAUAAAGGUGGAUCCAAACGCCGCAGUGAAUCGCCCUCCUCCGAGUCUGAGUCGGAGAAGGAGGUUCCUCCUCGAAAGAGGAGCACUGAUCGACAUCAUCAUGAGCCACCCCCCGAAAAGCGAUCCCGGAAAGAGUCUGGCCGUGAGCAUGCAGAUCGUGGUGAUUCGAGGCGGAGCAGGAAAGACUCCAGUCGUCAAGAUCCAGAACCGAAUGAAGAGCGACGCAUUAUUCGGAUCCGUUCCCCCUCACCCUCAGAAGAUCCGAGACUUGCAUCGUCCAAGAGUGGAAAACUGCGGAAAGAAUCGCAGCCCAGAGUUGACGAAAGAGAUGCCGAGCGAUCCAAACGCAGAAAGGAGUCUGAGAGUGAGCCAACCAAACGUAAGAAGAGCAAAUCCAAGAAGAAAGAAAUCACUUCUUCCUCUUCGGAAGGGGAAGAUGACUCCGAAGACGAAUCCGAGAGCUCAGAGGAAGAGAGGAAGAAACGCAGGAAGGAGAAAAAACACAAGAAGCAUAAGAAGAGUAAGAAGCAUAAGAAACACAAAAAGCGUCGUGGAGGAGAUGAGAGCUCCAGUGGCGAAGAAGAAGAAGAAGCCACCGAGGAUUUGGAACGAAAGCUCCGCGAAAAGGCCUUACAGUCCAUGAAAACCAAAAGGACACAGCAACGCGACGAGGGGAAUAGCACUUCGUCCGAGUCCAGUGAUUGAUCGAACAUUUAUCCAAUGAAGGCGAGAAAAUGAGCCCAAAGUUCGUGAGUUCGUUGCCGCUCUCUCAGUGACAACUCUCCGAACCACCAGGCAAUCUUGUACAAAGGCUGCCUAUGUCUCGUGUAUGUAAUAAACCUGUUCAAUGUGUGA
This is a messenger RNA of Tigriopus californicus, 2699 nucleotides long. RefSeq names its product serine/arginine repetitive matrix protein 1-like (gene Srrm1). Gene Ontology annotation, cellular component: spliceosomal complex. Lineage: Eukaryota; Metazoa; Arthropoda; Copepoda; Harpacticoida; Harpacticidae. Gene Ontology annotation, molecular function: RNA binding. The record is from RefSeq and is a predicted model, not a curated record. Bases 180 to 2549 code for a protein of 789 amino acids. The transcript is spliced from 4 exons. Gene Ontology annotation, biological process: regulation of mRNA splicing, via spliceosome; mRNA processing.